Hibiscus syriacus is the source of this 3193-nucleotide messenger RNA. RefSeq lists its product as uncharacterized. The transcript has 9 exons. The record is from RefSeq and is a predicted model, not a curated record. The coding region runs from base 91 to 1557 and encodes 488 amino acids. Gene Ontology annotation, molecular function: glycosyltransferase activity. NCBI's taxonomy places the organism in Eukaryota, Viridiplantae, Streptophyta, Magnoliopsida, Malvales, Malvaceae.
UGCCAACAAACAAACCCCUCAGAUGCCAAACGUAGCAUUACCCGAUCUAUCACUGUCUAAUCCUAACCCUAGACCGAAGAGAAGAGGACGAUGGCGAAGCACGCCGCCGUUGGCUGGGGCAACCACCACUUACAGAACCGCUGGCUUUUGGUUCUUCUACUAAUGCUUUCUGUUUCAACGGUUAUUGCCUUCUUCGUGAGAGCUGCCUUCGAUUCGUGUGAUCAGGAUGUUUCUGCUGCUGUUGGUGGUAUCGGCUCUGCUCGGCAUGUCAUUCAAGCCUCCGAGAAACGAACACCGCAGAUCGCUGCUGCAAAGCCGAGUCCGCUCAGUUUCAUGAAGUCGAAGGUCGUUCUGCUGGUGUCGCACGAGCUCUCGCUUUCUGGUGGACCACUGUUGCUGAUGGAGCUGGCAUUCCUAUUAAGAAGUGUUGGUGCCGAAGUUUAUUGGAUUACAAUUACGAAAGCAUCUGAAACAGAUGAAGUAACAUAUAGUUUAGAACAUAAGAUGAUGGACAGAGGAGUACAGGUUUUCCGGGCUAGGGGGAAAGAAGCUUUAGAUACUGCUCUAAGAGCUGAUCUGGUUGUUUUGAACACUGCUGUUGCUGGGAAAUGGCUGGAUGUUGUUCUUAAAGAAGACGUUCAUCGUGUUUUGCCUAAGGUGUUGUGGUGGAUCCAUGAAAUGCGAGGUCAUUACUUCAAAUUAGACUAUGUAAAGCAUCUUCCUUUUGUAGCUGGUGCUAUGAUUGAUUCACAUGUUACAGCUGAAUACUGGAAGAAUAGGACUCAAGAACGUUUGAAGAUCAAAAUGCCCGAUACCUAUGUUGUUCACCUAGGAAAUAGCAAGGAACUAAUGCAAGUUGCAGAAGACAGUGUGGCUAAAAGGGUUCUGCGUGAACAUGUUCGUGAAUCUCUUGGAGUGCUCAAUGAGGAUUUACUCUUUGCCUUAAUAAAUAGUGUUUCACGGGGAAAAGGCCAGGAUCUCUUUUUACGUUCCUUCUACGAGGCCUUGCAACUGAUCAAGGAAAAGAAAAUGCAGGUGCCACCAGUGCAUGCAGUAAUUGUGGGAAGUGACAUGACUGCUCAGACAAAAUUUGAAAUGGAAUUACGGGAUUACGUAUUGCAGAAGAAAAUUCAAGAUCGUGUUCAUUUUGUGAACAAAACUCCAACGGUCGCACCGUAUUUAGCUGCCAUUGAUGUUCUUGUGCAGAAUUCCCAGGCACGGGGAGAAUGCUUUGGACGGAUAACAAUUGAGGCCAUGGCAUUCCAGUUACCUAUACUGGGAACAGCUGCAGGAGGCACCAUGGAAAUAGUAGUGAAUGGGACUACAGGUGUAUUACAUCCUGUCGGAAAAGCUGGGGUUACACCUCUUGCAAAAAAUAUCGUUAGACUUGCUACUCAUGUCGAGAGGAGGCUUACAAUGGGAAAGAGAGGGUACGAAAGGGUCAAAGAAAAAUUUCUAGAACCACACAUGGCCGAGAGAAUUGCUGGAGUACUGAAAGAAGUGUUGAAGAAAUCUAAAAUCAAAUCAGGUAGACACCCGUCGCAACAAUGGGGUUAGAUCCGGUUUCAAUCAGUAUAGCAAUGGUGGCCCAAAGUACAGGCUAAAAUAGGAUGCAUUUUUCUUUUUCUCAUGGAGUUACACAUCUUUGGUUAUUUAUGGCCUAAUUUUUAUGUCUCCACUUUUCCUUUUAGGGAUGUAAAUUAUAUAUGUGCUAAGACAAUUUUCAGCCGUUGAUAUAGUUGAGAAGCUCAUUUGAAGGUACCUCUCUCCCGCAAGUCCACUACAAUACUUGUAAAUUUUAUCCCAAAACUGUGCUGCUGUACAAGCACCGAACUUAUACGAAGCCUUACCAUUUGGCUUAUUUUUAAUCAGUACGGUUGUUGAUGUGAAUUGGGCCAUCAAAUCCAUUGUCAAAUUAGGACUUUUAGAGUGUGGGAGGAAGGUGUUUGAUGAAGUGCCUGAGAGAGAUUUGAUUUCCUGGAAAGCGUUGAUUUUAGCAUAUGCAAAAAUUGGGGAUAUGGAAUCUGCAGGAGAAUUGUUUGGUCAGUUGCCUUUGAAGGAUAUGUUGGCAUGGACAGCGAUGGUUACAAGAUAUGCUCAGAAUGCUAAGCCUAGAGAGGCAUUGGAGUUGUUUGAGAGAACGCAAAACGAAAACAGCCGAGGUUACUUUUGUUGGAGUUAUUUCUGAUUGUGUGCAACUAGGUGCUGCAAAGUAAUCGAACUGGAUUCAGUAUAUUGUCGACUUUGGGGAUUAAUCCUGCUCGUUGUGCUUGUGGUGGGAUCGGCUUUUAUUGAUAUGUAUUCAAAGUAUGGAAGUGUUGAGGAUGCAUAUAAGGUUUUUGAGGAGGAAAAGAACGUGUGUUCAUAUAGUUCAAUGAUUACAGGGUUUGCUAUGCAUGGUGUGCUAGUGCGGCAUUGGAAUUGUUUCAGGAAAUGGUGAAUAAAGGGUUCAAAUCUAAUAAAAGUUAAAUUUAUUGCUGUACUUCCGGCAUGUGGCCAUUCGAAAAUGAUGGAUCAAGGUCGUCAAAUAUUUGCAACUAUGGAGGAGAAAUUCAGGAUUUCUCCCCGGGAGUUGAUCAGUAUUCUUGCAUGGUGGAUCUUCUUGGUCGACCUGGAUUCCUACAAAACGCACUUAAACUUGUAGAAACAAUGCCAAUUGAGCCUAUGGGGUCUUUGGUGGGCAUUGCUUGGAUCAUGCCGCUCUAAUUCUAAACCCGAUAUAGCCCAGAUCUAGGAAGUACGGGGAAGGCAUAGUUGUGCCGUUUCAAGUAGCCAAUACGUCCCCGGUACGGGGACGUGUCACGGUGGUAGGGUACGGCUCAAUGACGUCGGGGACGUUUCACUAAGACCUGGGGACGUUUCGGGGAGGACAUUUAAAAAAAAAUCACAGCACCACCGUAUUCCCCAUACACCCAAGCCUUCAUUUCGCUGUGCACGGCCGUCGAUUUGGCUGCUUCAGUUGCAGAAGCGGCUUGAGAACUCGCGCUGACCCUUGGUGGAAAUCGAGCGAAAGAAGGCGAUGAAGUGCCCUUUGGGAAUAAGGUGGUGCUCGGUGAUUUCCUUUUGGUUUCCUGAAAAGCUAAUGAGGGUUUGAAAGAAAGUGGCGGAGGAGAAGGGAAGGACUGGAGAUGGGAUGUCAGAAGUGUUGCUCUCAUUUUUUUCCAAAUGCGCCUCCAAGUGUCGGACACAGUGG